This is a messenger RNA of Pterocles gutturalis (yellow-throated sandgrouse), 696 nucleotides long. It is a transcript of the gene TIRAP, whose product is annotated as toll-interleukin 1 receptor (TIR) domain containing adaptor protein. Gene Ontology annotation, biological process: signal transduction. Lineage: Eukaryota; Metazoa; Chordata; Aves; Pterocliformes; Pteroclidae. The record is from RefSeq and is a predicted model, not a curated record. The transcript is spliced from 3 exons. The annotation marks the transcript as partial.
AAGUUUCACGCCAGCGAUCAGCGGCUGAGCAGCGUGCUGCUUGCUAUGGCCGGCUGGUUUAGGCGGCUCCUGCACAAACCCAAACCCAGCUCGGUGGAGCACAGCCUCAAUGCCAGCCACUCUGCUUCAUCCUCACCAUCCUCAUCCUCCGCGGGGAGCUCUGGCUCAUCUCCCAGCACAGCCGUGGCCAGGCCCGUGCGCCCAUCACCCGUCGUGGUGCCGGAUAUCAACGCUUCGGGCAGCGCUCGGUGGGACAAGAGCUACGACGUCUGCAUCUGUCACAGCGAGGUGGACUUGGAGCUGGUGGAGGAGCUGGCAUCCUACCUUGAGGCUCAACCCGAAAGUUUGCGGUGUUUCCUCCAGCUCCGGGACGCGGCGCCGGGAAGCGCGGUGAUGACGGAGCUGUGCGACGCCGUGCAGAACAGUCACUGCUGGGUCAUGCUCAUCACUCCGGGGUUUCUCCGCGAUCCUUGGUGUCGAUAUCAGAUGCACCAGGCAUUGGCCGAAGCUCCCAUGGCCAACGGCCGCACCAUCCCGGUGUUGAAGGACGUGGAUCGGAAGGAUUAUCCCAGGGAAUUGCGAAGCCUUUACUACAUCUACAUGGCACUGAAGGAAAGCAGCUUCCGGCAGAUCCGAGACACCGUUGUGCGCUACCUCCAGGAGCUGUGCCGGAGCUCUGCCAGCAGCAUGGAGUAG